GAUUGGUCCAAAGAUUGGGUUAGAAUGUCGCUUCACUGCAUCAUAAAUCAUUUGCAUAAAGUUGAGAAAAUUUCAACUUCUUGUUGCUUUGCCGCUUUGUCGAUUGUCGGCUCUCACUUGUCACCUCUCACAUGUCGCAGCGACAAAUCGCACCCUGCCAUAGGAAAUGAAUGGUGGCCUGUCGCGUUGUCGCUUUCCAGUGUGAAUGAAGGGGCACACGCACGCAGAAACAUACAGGACGUAUGUGGAGUGGGACAUCCCGUCAGACAACAGUAGAAUAAAGAGACUAGCUGACUGUAAUCUCACAGUGAAACACUGUGAAACUCAAUGCUCUGCUCUGAAAUUAGAAAACUCCUCCCUGAUAGAGCUGGACCUCAGUAACAAUGACCUGCAGGAUUCAGGAGUGGAGCUGCUCUCUGCUGGACUGAAGAGUUUACACUGUAAACUGCAGAAACCCAGGGUGGAAAAUAGAGGGAAAAUCAGAAUCAAACCAGGACUAAAGAAAUACGGCUGUGAUUUGACACUGGAUCCAAACACAGCACACCCUCGUCUCUCUCUGAGUGAGAAGAACAGGAUGGCGGUGAGGAGAGAGGAGCUGGAGUCAUAUCCUGAUCAUCCAGAGGGGUUUAAUGUGUAUCUGCAGGUUCUGAGUAGAGAGAGUUUUACUGGGCGCUGUUACUGGGAGGCUGAGUGGAGUGGGAGGGGAGGAGCUAAAUUAGUUCUGAGUUAUAAAACCAUCCGCAGGAAAGGAGUGAGUUUUGACUGUCAGUUUGGAUGGAAUAGAAACUCCAUGAGUCUGUUCUGCUCUGAUAAUGAAUACUCUGUUCAUCACAAUCUAAACAUCACUAAACUCCGCCCUCCUCCCUUCGGCUGUAGGAGAGUAGGAGUGUAUGUGGACUGUCCCUCCGGCAUUCUGUCCUUCUACAGCGUCUCCUCUGAUACACACACACACACACACACUCACACACAUUCUACACCACAUUCACUCAGCCCCUCUAUGCAGGAUUUGCUGUUUAUGAUGACUCCUCAGUGUCUGUGUGUGACAUAGAUUAACCUUUCCGGUGUGUGUGUGUGAGUGUGUGUGAGUGAAUGUUUGUGUAAGUGUAAGUAUGAGUAAGUAUGUGAUUGUGAGGGUGAGUGAAUGUGAUAGUGUGUAUGAGUGUAUGGGUGUGUGAGUGGUGAAGGGUGUGAUUGGAGAUAACCACACCUUCACACUCUUAUUCUUAAAUGUUUUAUACAUUUAUAUAUACAGUUAUUAUUUUUACUGUUCACAUUAUAAUUCACUUAAUAACCUUAUGAUCUCUGCUCUCUUUUUAACUGUCACUAUGACAAGGCUUUGGAGGUUGUUUUUACUUUUUCAGGAAUCAGGAAGGUCAGAGUGUUUUCAUCAACAAUGAGAGCUGUGAGGAGAACGUGACCCUGAGUGGCAGAGAAGCUUCACUGCUUUUCUGCUGUUCUGGGACCAGUGCAUAUGAACUAGGAGACAACAAGCUCUCUGAGUGAAGUGCUGGGAACCUCUCCUCAGAUAGCCAGCGCAUGCCUGUUCUACACGGCGUAAAGUCGCACACAGGCCAGAAGAUCUUUCCAUCCACUCUUUUCCUCCGUUUCAUCUUCUCACAGACUUUAGGACACUUAAGGACUGUCUGCUGUUUUCAUGAAGGACACAGCGCUGAACAACAUCAUGAUAAGAACAGACAGGCUGGAGCGGAUCACGUCAUUAAAACUGGACAACAUGCUGUUAACUGGACUUUGCUGACGUAAUCAUAUUGAUAAGUUCUGUUCAAUCACGUCAUUUGCAUAAAUGUAUAACUGCUUGGAUGAAGUCUGAGGAGUUCUCUCUGUCCCUCGACUGGCUUUAGUUUCUUUCUCUUUCUUUCUCUCUCUCUCUCUCUCUCUCUCUCUCUCUCUCUUUCUCUCUCUUUCUCUCUCUCUCUCUCUCUCUCUCUCUCUCUCUCUCUCUCUCUUCUCUCUCUUUCUCUCUCUCUCUGGGUUGCGAAUGUGUUGAUCUAUCAAGAUUGUAUUCGUUGAUGUACUUUUACUCUUUUCUAAUAUAUAUCUAUUUUUUUUUGUUCCUUUUAUAUAUCUGUAAUGCUGAAACUAUUUUUCAAGUAAACUUUAAUAUAUUUUAAAUUCUAA
Molecule: messenger RNA, 2136 nt
Organism: Astyanax mexicanus (Mexican tetra)
Lineage: Eukaryota; Metazoa; Chordata; Actinopteri; Characiformes; Acestrorhamphidae
Product: stonustoxin subunit beta-like
Exons: 4
Coding region: 206-1048 (280 amino acids)
Molecular function (GO): protein binding
Source: RefSeq, a predicted model, not a curated record